Danio aesculapii is the source of this 7189-nucleotide messenger RNA. RefSeq names its product myosin VB (gene myo5b). Gene Ontology annotation, cellular component: vesicle; cytoplasm; actin cytoskeleton. Gene Ontology annotation, molecular function: microfilament motor activity; ATP binding; actin filament binding. NCBI's taxonomy places the organism in Eukaryota, Metazoa, Chordata, Actinopteri, Cypriniformes, Danionidae. The record is from RefSeq and is a predicted model, not a curated record. Gene Ontology annotation, biological process: actin filament organization; vesicle transport along actin filament.
ACCCAAGCCAGUUUCAGGCUUACAAGAUGGAGUCUUUUUAAGCAAGACAUGAGGAAUAUACAAUAUAGCUCAUCAGUGUGAUGAUUAGUGCGUCUCUGGAUAUUGGAAAGUAUUUAUAGAGAGGAAGAUGCGUGAACAUGAGCUUUAUGUCAAGUACACCCGGGUUUGGAUUCCUGACCCGGAUGAGGUCUGGAGGUCUGCUGAAAUCUUCAAGGAUUAUAAGGAGGGAGACAAAGUGCUGCAUCUCAAAUUAGAAGAUGAAUCGACGUUAGAAUAUCCAAUUGGUCCCAAAGACAAUCCACUUCCAUUUCUCCGGAAUCCCGAUAUAUUGGUAGGAGAAAAUGACCUUACGGCUCUCAGUUACCUGCACGAGCCUGCUGUGCUCCACAACCUCAAGGUUCGCUUCCUCGAGUCCAACCACAUCUACACCUAUUGUGGGAUUGUUCUGGUGGCCAUCAACCCGUAUGAGCAGCUACAUAUCUAUGGAGAAGAAGUCAUCAAUGCGUACAGCGGGCAGAACAUGGGGGACAUGGACCCUCAUAUAUUUGCGGUGGCCGAGGAAGCUUUCAAACAGAUGGCCAGAGAUGAGAAGAACCAGUCUAUAAUUGUGAGUGGCGAGUCGGGAGCCGGUAAAACCGUUUCGGCAAAGUACGCCAUGCGCUUCUUCGCCACAGUGGGAGGAUCAGCGAAUGACACCAAUGUUGAAGAGAAAGUUCUGGCCUCCAGUCCCAUUAUGGAGGCCAUUGGAAAUGCAAAAACCACCCGCAAUGACAACAGCAGCCGUUUUGGGAAAUACAUCCAGAUUGGCUUUGACAGGAGAUAUCAUAUUAUUGGUGCCAACAUGAGGACGUAUCUGCUUGAGAAGUCCAGAGUAGUGUUUCAGGCUGAGGAGGAGAGGAACUACCACAUCUUCUACCAGCUCUGUGCUUCAUGCUCUCUGCCAGAGUUUAAGGAUCUUACCUUGACCAGUGCAGAAGACUUCACUUACACUUCUCUCGGUGAGAAUAUUUUCAUUGAGGGAGUGAAUGAUGCUGAGGACCUUGUGAAGACAAGAGAAGCUCUAACAAUGCUUGGUGUAAAAGAGAACCACCAAAUGAGCAUCUUUAAGGUAAUUGCCUCCAUUUUGCAUCUGGGGAACGUGGAGAUUGUGCUGGAGAGAGAUGGAGAAUCCUGCCAUAUCAAUAGGGACGACACUCAUCUGCAUCAUUUCUGUCGGCUGCUGGGGAUUGAGCAGGAGCAGAUGGAGAACUGGCUAUGCCGCAGGAAACUGGUGACCACUUCUGAAACUUAUGUGAAAAACAUGCCCCACAGCCAGGCGGUCAAUGCCCGAGACGCCCUGGCCAAACACAUCUACGCCCAUCUGUUUGACUGGAUCGUGGAGCAUAUCAAUAAGUCCUUGCAUACUUCCAGCAAACAGCACUCAUUCAUCGGGGUGCUGGAUAUCUAUGGGUUCGAAACAUUCGAGAUCAACAGCUUUGAGCAGUUCUGUAUUAACUACGCCAAUGAGAAGCUACAGCAACAGUUCAACUCGCAUGUGUUUAAGCUGGAGCAAGAAGAGUACAUGAAGGAGCAGAUCCCCUGGACGCUCAUUGAUUUCUAUGAUAACCAGCCAUGCAUUGACCUCAUUGAAGCCAAACUCGGUAUCCUGGACCUUCUUGAUGAAGAGUGUAAGGUGCCCAAAGGAACGGAUCAGAACUGGGCUCAGAAGCUGUACAGCAAGCAUUCAGGCAGCGGCCAUUUCGAAAAGCCCAGGAUGUCCAACAAGUCCUUCAUCGUGGUCCAUUUUGCAGAUAAGGUUGAAUAUCAGUGUGACGGAUUCCUGGAGAAGAACAGAGACACUGUUUAUGAAGAGCAGAUAAACAUCCUCAAGGCCAGCAAGUUCCAGUUGGUUGCAGAUCUCUUUGACGAUGCUAAAGAUGCUGCCCCUCAUCCAGGUAGCAAAACCUCCAGGAUUAACGUUCGGCCAGCCAAACCUGCUCCGAAAGGUCACAACCGGGAGCACAGGAAAAGUGUGGGCACCCAGUUCAGGAACUCUCUGCAUCUUCUGAUGGAGACACUCAACGCAACCACCCCUCAUUAUGUGCGCUGCAUUAAGCCCAAUGAUUAUAAGGAAUCCUUUGUUUUUGAUUCUAGAAGAGCUGUUCAGCAACUGAGAGCAUGUGGUGUUCUGGAGACCAUCCGCAUCAGCGCCGCUGGCUAUCCAUCACGAUGGACGUAUCCAGAUUUCUUCAGCAGAUAUCGAGUGCUCAUGACAAAGAAGGAUCUGUCAGUCGGAGACAAGAAGCAGGUCUGUAAGAACCUGCUGGAGAUCUUGAUCAAGGAUCCAGAUAAGUUCCAGUUUGGAAAGACUAAGAUCUUCUUCAGGGCGGGUCAGGUGGCCUAUUUGGAGAAGCUCAGAGCCGAUAAGUUCCGCUUCGCCUGCAUUAAGAUCCAGAAGACUGUGCGAGGAUGGCUGCAGAGGAUUCGGUAUCGCAAGAUCCGCAAGUCUGCCAUCACUUUGCAAAGAUACGGCCGGGGUUACUUGGCACGCAGAUACGCAGAGAUGCUUCGCCUGACCCGAGCAGCAGUCAUUUGUCAGAAACAGUACCGGAUGGUACAGGUUCGCCGGGAGUAUCUGAGGGUUCGUCGGGCUGUAAUCACCAUUCAAGCAUUCACCCGAGGCAUGUUCAUACGCAGGUUAUAUCAGGAGUUCCUGCUCCAUCACAAAGCCAUGAUCAUACAGAAGACUGUCCGUGGUUGGCUUGUAAGAAAAAAGUAUCAGCGUUCCCGAUAUGCUGCCAUCGUCAUCCAGUGUUUCUAUCGGCGCGUACGUGCCACGAGGCAGCUUAAACAGCUCAAGAUAGAGGCCCGUUCAGCCGAACACUUUAAAAAACUCAACGUCGGAAUGGAGAACAAGAUCGUGCAGCUCCAGAAGAAGAUGGACAACCAGUCAAAAGAGUUAAAAUCUCAGAACGAAAAUCUGGCUGUUGCUAAAAACGUUCUGGAAACAGAGGUCACUAAGCUGAGCAAAGAGCUGGAGACCCUCCGCACUCGGCAGGUGGCAGGCACUCAGGUGACAUCACUGCAAGAAGAGCUGGAGAAGCUGAGGGCGGAGCUUCAGGAAGCACACGCCCACAAGAAACAUUUGGAGGAGGAGUUCAGCAACGAGAAGCAAGGACUCGAACAGAGGGUGGAGGAGCUGGAGAAAGAAAACACACUCUUGAAGAAGGAGAAAGAAGAGAUGAACCGCAGAAUCCAGACCUCCACUCAGGAUCAGGGAGGCGAUGUGUCUCAGAAGGAGAGCCGCCUGCAGCAUGAACUGGAUGACGAGAGACAACGAUAUCAGAACCUGGUGAAAGAAUAUUCCAGACUGGAGCAGAGAUACGAAAACCUGCAGGAGGACAUGUCUUCAAUGAAGUUUCAUCCCGGCCAUCGGAGAAACCCAUCUAACCAGAGCAGCUUGGGUUCAGACUCCAACUAUCCCUCCAUCAGUAUGUCAGAGGUGGGAGACACUGAUGACACCAUCCAGCAGGUGGAGGAGAUGGGCAUAGAGAAGGCUGCCAUGGACCUCAGCGUUUUCAUGAAGUUACAGAAACGUGUACGAGAGCUGGAGCAGGAGAGGAAGAGGCUGCAGACCAAUCUAGAUAAAGUAGAGGAACUGAGCAAACGCAAGGGAAGCGAGGCCAAGAACUCAACGUCCGAGGAUGAUAUAAACGCAGACCUGGCCUACAACAGUCUGAAGCGGCAAGAGCUCGAAACGGAGAAUAAGAAGUUGAAGAAUGACCUGAAUGAGUUAAGGAAAGCGGUGGCGACAAGGGUCUCCGAGAACAGCUCGUCUAAUGCUCAAGAUGGCUACCACCUGCUGCUCAGUCAGCUCAAAGCGGCCAAUGAGGAGGUUGAUGUGCGCAAAGAGGAGGUCUUGAUGCUCAAGACCCAAAUCGUCAACUCAACAAGACAGUCAGAAAACUUAAUCACAUCGUGAAAUUCCAACGAUGUGUCUGAGUGGACCGACAACAAGAGCCCUGUGGAUGCCGAGGACAAUGUGGAUGCGCCUGCAUCAAAGAAACUGCUGGAGACCCAACUGCAGACCCAGACUCGGACAGCACGGGAUGAGUUGGAAGCCCUUCACACGCAGAUCGAGCUCCUGAAGGACAAUCUGGAGAAGAAGCAGGACAUGCUGGACCACUUCUCCACACUUUCUCCUGAAGCUCUGGUGGAGUUCAGUGUGCAGCAGGAGAUCACACGCCUCACCAACGAAAACCUGGACCUAAAGGAACUUGUUGAGAAGUUGGAAAAGAAUGAGAAGAAGCUGAAGAAGCAGUUGAGGAUCUAUAUGAAGAAAGUGCAAGAGCUGGAAGUGACUCAGGCCACUAAAAGCCGACCGGAGCUCACUCGUCAGGUCACAGUCCAGAGGAGAGAGAAGGACUUCGAAGGCAUGCUGGAGUACUAUAAAGAAGAUGAGGCCUUGCUGGUCAAGACUUUAAUUACAGACAUGAAGCCCAACGCUGUGUCCGCCACUGUCCCCUGCCUCCCCGCGUACAUCCUCUUCAUGUGCAUCCGUCACGCCGACUACAUCAAUGACGACCAUAAAGUUCAUUCACUACUGACUGCAACCAUCAACGCCAUAAAAAAAGUGCUGAAGAAAAACAACGAUGACUUUGAGAUGACCUCCUUUUGGCUGGCAAAUGCGAGUCGACUACUACACUGUCUGAAGCAGUACAGCGGUGACGAGGCAUUUAUGACCCAGAACUCUGCCAAGCAGAACGAGCACUGCCUGAAGAACUUUGACCUGGCGGAGUAUCGACAGGUUCUGAGUGACCUCUCCAUCCAAAUCUAUCAGCAGCUCGUGAAAGUUGCCGAGGCCAACAUGCAACCUAUGAUCGUGUCUGCCAUGCUUGAGAGCGAGAGCAUCCCCAGCCUGGCCGGAGUGAAGCCCAUGGGUUACAGGAACCGCUCCUCUAGUGUGGACUGUGAGACCGGAGGUCCCGCGGGGUAUACGCUUCAGGCACUGAUCAAACAGCUGGCUCAGUUUUACUCCAUUAUGGCAGACCACGGCCUGGACCCUGAGAUCAGCCAGCAGGUGCUUCGCCAGCUCUUCUACUCCAUCAAUGCAGUGACCCUCAACAACCUGCUGCUGCGCAAAGACGUCUGCUCCUGGAGCACUGGCAUGCAGCUCAGGUACAACAUCAGUCAGCUGGAGGAGUGGCUGAGAGGGAAGAACCUGCACCAGUGUGGAGCUGUGGCCACUAUGGAGCCGGUCAUUCAGGCCGCGCAGCUGCUGCAGGUGAAGAAGAAAACGUCACAGGACGCUGAGGCCAUCUGCUCGCUCUGCACUGCACUCAGUUUACAGCAGAUUGUGAAGAUUCUGAACUUGUACACACCACUCAAUGAGUUUGAGGAGCGAGUCACUGUUUCAUUCAUAAGAGACAUACAGAAUCGCCUCCAAGAUCGGAUAGAAAACAACCAACUGCUGGCGGACACGAAAUACACCUUCCCCGUGCUCUUCCCGUACACUCCUUCCAACCUCAGCCUGGAAACCAUUCACAUCCCAGCCUCCCUCAGCCUGGACUUCCUGACGCGGGUCUGACAUCUCCGUCUCUCGGUCUUACACUGAGCUCCGACCCAAUCCUUCCUGCAGAAACCAGAGCUGGCCGGACGCAGAUCUGCAAAAAUAACCCACAUACUAACACCACCAAUGCUACCUGUGGGGUGUAACCAGAUGAACCGUCUUCUCCCUGACCGACUAACUGUGGUGUUGAAGUCUGAUGAACCAUGCGGUGUAAAUAAGCUGUCUGCCUUUUCACUUACUUCCUGAACAAAGUGAAAACACUGUAUUUUGGAUUGGGAUGCGUUUGACUAAUACUUAUGAUUAAAUGGAAAUGAAAAUAAGAGGGGUUUUGGGCUACUGACACUAAACACUAAUACGAGAGUGUGUGUCCGUCAUGUGUCUGUGUUGGUCUGCACUGAUUUCUGUGUGUUUGUAAUGGAAAAGUGUAUUUUAUUUUCCUUUGCCUGUGCUGGAGUUUCAUCUCAGAGAACAUGGACUCCUACUGAAGCAGCGCCGCCAUCUUGUUUUUUAUUUUCUAGGAGAACUUUGAAAUUGGGCUCCCGAGAUUCUUUUCCACAGAAGACGCAGGAAAUCUCUGCAUUGCAAUGGCUGUUUCCAAUCUGGAUCUGUUGCUCUGAACAGGGCCUUUUUCUGUUUUUCCCAUGUGUCGAAGAAGACUCGGGGGCCCUGAAACACAGAGCCAAAGGGACAGGGCUGAUAGCGAAAGUGUCAUUGAGAAGCGGAAGUACAGUAUGUGAAGCGGAGAGACUCAGGACGUUGAGAGGAGUUCGAGCUGGGAUAUUUAAUAUGCUGAGGAAAUAAAUAAUGGUGUGAUUGUCGUCUGUCGGUGGAAUCUAGAACGUGCUGGAAAGUGUGUGCACCCAGAAAGCAUUUUUUGGUUUUUAAAAGAUGUCUAAUAGAUAUCUAAUAGACGUCUAAACAUAGUAGUCUUGGCUAAAACAAGGCUAAAUUUGGGCUGUAAUAAACGUCUCAGAAUAGGCCAAAACUAGACUAGUCAUCAAACAAACAGAAAUGAAUGACUACACCUAUAAAGUCUGUCUAAUCUGUCUACUUGACGACUAGUCUAGUUUUGGGCUACUCUUAGACGUCUAUUAGAUUUUCACUGACAGUUGAGCUUUGUUUUAAGCUGUCUACGUUCAGAUGUCUAUUAGACGUCUAUUAAACACAAAAAUGUUUGCUGAGCAGGGUGUGAUGUAGAAAUGUAUUUCAGGAGGUGUCGUAUAAACUGGAAUGAGUACAAAAAAAGGCAUUCUCAAAACUAGCAGGUUCCGAUUUCACGAAAGCAAUUAUCUCGAUUGACUUUAUACUGUUGCACAGCUCUGCAAACGAUCAUGUGCAGUCGAUAGCAAUAACUACGCACUUUUUCUUUGACCUUUUAUGAAAAGUACAUUUUUAUAUAAUCUCUACAAUGUUUCCCCUUGUACGUUGCCAACUGAAUGGGCUGUUCUGCAAGAAUAGUGCAUUGUGUCGAUUCAGGAAACUUCAUUUGUUUCGAAGUGAUCAUCUUUUAGUUUUAGCUUUCAGCAUUUACGCGCUCCAGAAGUCAAAUUUUCAUCGCUCUGAAGAUAUUCUCAGUCAUUUCGAUGCCAAUAAAGAGUUGUCAAAUAGUUCUUUCAGUGUCAAUAAAGAACUGUCCAUUUU